CAAUGAUGCUCAUCAGGGAAACACAAAGACUUCAGACCCUCCUCCUCUCCCCACAGAGCUCUGAGGGAUCUUCCAGUGAUGGUGAUGCUAUUUUCUGGAGAUGUGAUUGGGGAGUAGGCGGUGAUGCCAUGCCUGCUGAUCUGUUAAAUUCACAGCAUAAGUUCCGAUGGAGAUUUAGUCUGGUAAGAUGCGAACCACCUUCGAAGCUCAGAAACGCAGAGUUCACCUUGAAGUUACCUGCAUAUGACUAAGUCCUGCUUCAUAGUUCAGGCCACAGCUCUGAUUGAACUGAGGAGACCAGCUGCUGCAGGUUGAAACCGGAUGUUUUUGUGGCUUUUGGGUUCUGUGAAGCUCCAGAUGUUUCAGUGGGUGAUUCAGGUCAGGAAUGGAGCUCAGUGAGGUUCCCUGAGACAGAUGGCGCAGAGCAGAUAUUGCUCUUCAGCAUUAAUGAGGCCUUCACAGGGGUCACAGCUACCCCCACCCCUCAUCCACACCAUAAGGGACAAUCAAGCUGAUGGUCAUUAGUAUAGUUUUCCACCCUGAGUUCUGCCUCACAGGCAGCUCCUCCUAUCAGGCAGAGUAACGCCUCCUUCACUAUGUUUGGAUGGUUGUGGCCUCUUCCUCUGAUUGGUGCAGUGGAUUGGGGGCGGUGCCCACCCUGUGAGUCAGUGCGUGGGGAGCUAAAGGCUGUUGUGCAUUGAGGGAGGAUGAGGAGGAUUAGUGCAGAUUACAGAGUAGUUUAUAACAGCAGAGAAGAAGAAGAGAGAGGCACACCCAGACCAACUGAGCCCACUGGUCUGACUAGGCCUGUCCUGAUGCAGUGAACUGGGACCAGUCUGUCUGAUCGUCUGAGACUAACUGGACUUGGCUGUGUUCUGGAGGGUUGUGGUGGUGUGCAGUGGUCUGAGCUGGUCUGAGGAACAGGAAGUGGAUGGACGGUUUCCAGGCAUACGGGGCGGGGAAGGCCGGCGGAGCGUUCGACCCUGCGACCUUCAUCAGGCAGCCGCAGACCGUCGUGAGGAUCCUGUGCUGGCUCUUCUCCAUCGUCAUCCUCGGUUGCGUUGCUAACGAGGGCUAUGUCAACAGGCCAGAGGAGGUGGAGCCGUAUUGCAUCUUCAACCGCAACCAGGAUGCCUGCAACUAUGGCAUCACCAUGGGAACACUGGGGUUCCUAUGCAGCGCUGCUUUCCUGGCACUGGAUGUUUACUUCCCCCAGAUCAGCGGCGUGAAGGACAGGAAGAAGGCCGUCAUGGCUGACAUUGUGGUGUCAGCUCUAUGGGCCUUCAUCUGGUUUGUGGGCUUCUGUUUUCUGGCCAAUCAGUGGCAGGUCUCUAAAAAAGAGGACAAUCCUUUGAACGAAGGAUUCGACGCAGCCAGAGCCACCAUUGUUUUCUCCUUCUUCUCCAUCUUCACUUGGGGAGGUCUCACUCUGCUGUCUCUGGAGCGUCUGAAGAGAGUCUCCUUUGAGGAAGAAUACAACAAACUGUUCAGCCCUCCUCUUGCCUGAAACUCAAACCUUACUUCACUUGUCUCUUUUAGCCAAUCAGGGACGAGCCUUCAUGUGCUUCCUGUUUCCUCCUCAUAGCUCAGUCUGGACUCUGAUCCUAAGUGCCUUACUGUUGCUGCGGUAACAGAGUGAUUCAUGAACUGUGUCGUGUGUUUUCUUUUUGCAGUGAUGCUGUUGUGUGUGAUGUGAUAUCACCAUGUACUUUGGUGUAUGAAGAUGUAACAAAGUCACAUUAAGAUUAAACAUAAUAAAGUAGAAGCAAGGUCCAUGGAGAGAUAAUGGACUGCUCCCUGCUGCUGGCUGUCA
This is a messenger RNA of Oreochromis aureus, 1813 nucleotides long. It is a transcript of the gene syngr1a, whose product is annotated as synaptogyrin 1a. Bases 932 to 1507 code for a protein of 191 amino acids. NCBI's taxonomy places the organism in Eukaryota, Metazoa, Chordata, Actinopteri, Cichliformes, Cichlidae. The transcript is spliced from 4 exons. The record is from RefSeq and is a predicted model, not a curated record. Gene Ontology annotation, cellular component: synaptic vesicle membrane; neuromuscular junction.